CAGAUAUUCGCUGCGCUUCUACGCCGGCCAGCCCUGCAAACCCGCGACUAUUCAAGCCCGGCAGCCCAGUCUCGACGACUCUACACGCACAGUCUCGACGACCUCUACUCAGUCGACGACCUCACUUCACCCUCACCUAAUACCCCGCACACCCCGACCGAGCAAACAUGUCUGUUGUGGGCAUUGAUCUGGGCACGCUCAACAGCGUCAUUGCUGUUGCGCGCAACCGUGGUGUCGAUGUGAUUGCCAACGAAGUCUCCAACCGCGCGACACCGUCGCUGGUCGGCUUCGGCCCCAAGAGCAGAUACAUCGGCGAGACGGCGAAGAACCAGGAAAUCUCCAACCUCAAGAACACCGUGUCGUCGUUUGUGCGCCUCGCCGGCCGCGCCUUCAACGACCCCGAUGUGCAGGUCGAGCAGGACUUUGUCUCGGCCCCGCUGGUCGACAUUGACGGCCAGGUCGGCGCUGAGGUCUCGUAUCUCGGCAAGAAGGAGCAGUUCACCGCCACCCAGAUCACAGCCAUGUACCUGACCCGUAUGCGCGCGACCGCCUCGACCGAGCUGAAGCUGCCCGUGCACGACGUCGUGCUGUCGUGCCCCGUGUGGUACACCGACGCCCAGCGCCGCGCCCUGCUCGACGCCUCGCAGAUCGCCGGCCUCAACUGCCUUCGCCUGAUCAACGACAACACCGCCGUCGCCCUCGGCUACGGCAUCACAAAGCUCGACCUGCCCACCGCCGAGGAGAAGCCCAAGCGCGUGUGCUUUGUCAACAUCGGCCACAGCAACUACACCGCCACCGUGGUUGAGUUCAAGAAGGGCGAGCUGGCCGUCAAGUCGAGCGCCUGGGACCGCCACUUCGGCGGCCGCUACAUCGACAAGGCGCUCGUCGAGCACUUCGCCAAGGAGUUUGACGAGAAGUACAAGAUCAGCGUCAUGGAGAACGGCAAGGCCCGCUUCCGUCUGGCCGCCGGUGUUGAGAAGCUCAAGAAGGUCCUCUCCGCCAACAACAUGGCCCCCGUCAACGUCGAGUCCAUUGUCAACGACGUCGACGCCCGCGGCAUGCUGAAGCGCGAAGAGCUCGAGGAGCUCAUGAAGCCGCUCCUCGAGCGCGCCACUGCCCCCAUCGAGCAGGCCCUCGCCGAGGCCAACCUCACCCCCGACGACAUUGACACCGUCGAGCUGGUCGGUGGCUGCACCCGUGUGCCCGCACUCAAGGCCGCCAUCCAGGAGUACUUUGGCGGAAAGACCCUCUCCUUCACCCUCAACGCCGACGAGGCCGUCGCCCGUGGCUGCGCCUUCAGCUGCGCCAUCCUCUCCCCCGUCUUCCGUGUCCGCGACUUCUCGAUCCACGACAUGGUCAACUACCCCAUCCAGUUCACCUGGGAGAAGUCCGAGGACAUCCCCGACGAGGACACCAACCUGACCGUCUUCAACAAGGGCAACGUCAUGCCCUCGACCAAGAUCCUGACAUUUUACCGCAAGCACGCCUUCGACCUCGAGGCCAAAUACGCCAAGCCCGAGCAGUUGCCCGGCAAGGCGAACCCGUGGAUCGGGCGCUUCUCCGUCAAGGGCGUCAAGGAGGACCCCAAGGGCGAUUUCAUGAUCUGCAAGCUCAAGGCCCGCCUGAACAUCCACGGCGUGCUCAACGUCGAGUCCGGCUACUAUGUUGAGGAGGUUGAGGUCGAGGAGCCUAUCCCCGAGCCUGAGGGCGAGAAGAAGGAGGGCGAAGUACGUGACCCCCCUGAUUUUGACCCUGAUUUUGACCGCAGCGCCAAGCGGCGCAAGCCCACUCCGCGUCCUGCGAACGAGAGAACCGAGCUAACGAGUGAUUCGCAGAUGGACGUCGACAAGGAGAAGGAGCCGCCUAAGAUGCGCAAGGUCAAGAAGCAGCAGCGCAAGGGCGACCUGCCGCUGUCCGCCGGCACAGCCUCGCUCGACGAGGCCACGCGCACCACCCACGCCGAGCGCGAAAACGCCAUGAUCAUGGAGGACAAGCUCGUCCAGGACACAGAGAACGAGAAGAACAACCUCGAGAGCAUGAUCUACGAGCUCAAGGACAAGAUCAUCGACCAGUACGCCGACUUUGCGUCCGACGACGAGAAGUCCCGUCUCACCGCCAAGCUCGAGCAGAUCGAGGACUGGCUCUACGACGACGGCGAGGACGCUUCCAAGGCGCAAUACGUCUCCAAAAAGGAGGACAUCCGCUCCAUCGCCGGCCCCAUCAUCCAGCGCUUCAACGACAAGCUCCAGGAAGAAGAGUCGAAAAAGCGCGAGAAGUGGGAGAAGGAGGCCGCCGCCAAGCAGGCCGAGAUUGAGCGCCAGAAGCGCGAGUCGGAGAAGAAGGGCGAGAAGCCCGCCGAGGAGGACGCCGAGAUGAAGGACGCCGACAAGGAGGAGAUUUCGUAGAGCGCGGAAAAAGUUUAAGCGGUGUGGCAUGUGAAUCUGAUGUUUAUGAUAGACGGCGGUAUAGAUGAAACGAGGACGAAUUUUUGUUCA
Molecule: messenger RNA, 2495 nt
Organism: Boeremia exigua
Lineage: Eukaryota; Fungi; Ascomycota; Dothideomycetes; Pleosporales; Didymellaceae
Product: heat shock protein 70 family
Exons: 4
Coding region: 168-2405 (745 amino acids)
Biological process (GO): protein folding
Cellular component (GO): cytosol; nucleus
Molecular function (GO): ATP binding; ATP-dependent protein folding chaperone
Source: RefSeq, a predicted model, not a curated record